Molecule: messenger RNA, 1606 nt
Organism: Eufriesea mexicana
Lineage: Eukaryota; Metazoa; Arthropoda; Insecta; Hymenoptera; Apidae
Gene: fzr
Product: fizzy and cell division cycle 20 related
Exons: 1
Coding region: 146-1606 (486 amino acids)
Biological process (GO): positive regulation of anaphase-promoting complex-dependent catabolic process; positive regulation of ubiquitin protein ligase activity; anaphase-promoting complex-dependent catabolic process
Cellular component (GO): anaphase-promoting complex
Molecular function (GO): ubiquitin ligase activator activity; protein binding; anaphase-promoting complex binding
Source: RefSeq, a predicted model, not a curated record
UCAAUGGGACAGUUUGCUUAAUUUCAUUAAUACAAUGUCCUAUAUGAAAAAUGACAAUGAACGUGCAAUCUAAGUGAUUUAAAGGAAAACAAACGUGCAUGGUGUAUAAUUAUGUGACUGAAUGUGAAAGAGUAGCAUUAAAAAAAUGUUUCAUCACGAAUACGAGAAACGGCUGUUGAAGUCAAAUAGCGAGAGCCAUAUAGAUAGUCUGGCAGGCCCUGGACUUCAUUCGUCAGUAUAUUUUUCGCCAACUAAAAUGAUGAAUAAUAGUUUCGAUCGAUUUAUACCGACACGAUCAGGCAAUAAUUGGCAAACUACGUUUUCAAUGAUAUCAGAGAACAAUCGAAACGGCAUAGUCACAAAAAAAACUCGUGAGAACGGAGAAAGUAAUCGUGAUGGUAUUGCUUAUUCUUGUCUUCUAAAAAACGAACUUCUUGGAGCAAGCAUAGAAGAUGUAAAAGGACAGUGUGAAGAACGAAGAGUGUUAUCACCAUUAGUUACCAGAAAUCUCUUCAAAUACAUUACACCUACAAAAGACCACACAUUAUUGGAUCAAAGUUCACCUUAUUCUUUGUCACCGUUAAGUGCCAAGAGUCAAAAGCUUCUAAGAUCCCCAAGGAAAACAACAAGAAAGAUUUCCAGAAUACCUUUCAAAGUACUGGAUGCUCCUGAACUACAAGAUGAUUUUUACCUAAACCUUGUUGAUUGGUCUUCUCAAAAUGUUCUUAGUGUUGGCCUAGGUAGCUGUGUCUAUUUGUGGUCUGCGUGUACCAGUCAAGUGACUAGACUAUGUGAUUUAUCCAGUGAUGGUAAUAGUGUAACAUCAGUUGCUUGGAAUGAAAGAGGAAACCUAGUUGCAGUUGGUACACAUUUGGGCUAUAUCCAAGUUUGGGAUGUAGCUGUGAGUAAACAAGUAAGCAAAUUACAAGGACAUAGUGCAAGGGUUGGAGCACUAGCUUGGAAUGGUGAAGUUUUAUCAUCUGGUAGUAGAGAUAGGUUAAUAUUACAAAGAGACGUCAGAACUCCUUGUGUUGUCAGUGAAAGACGUUUAGGAGCUCACAGACAAGAAGUUUGUGGUCUCAAAUGGUCUCCAGAUAACCAAUAUUUAGCCUCUGGUGGAAAUGACAAUCGUCUUUAUGUAUGGAACUUACAUUCCCUUUCACCAAUACAAACAUAUACUGAACAUGCAGCAGCUGUUAAAGCUAUUGCGUGGUCUCCACAUCAUCAUGGUCUUUUAGCUUCUGGUGGUGGUACAGCAGAUAGAUGCAUCAGAUUUUGGAACACAUUAACUGGUCAACCAAUGCAGUGUGUAGAUACUGGUUCUCAAGUUUGUAAUUUGGCCUGGAGUAAACACAGUUCAGAACUAGUCAGUACACAUGGUUAUUCUCAAAACCAAAUUUUGGUUUGGAAAUAUCCUAGCUUGACGCAAGUUGCAAAAUUAACAGGACAUUCAUAUAGAGUUUUAUAUUUGGCUAUGUCACCAGAUGGUGAAGCUAUUGUAACAGGUGCUGGAGAUGAAACUUUGCGUUUUUGGAAUGUGUUCAGUAAAGCGCGUAGUCAGAAAGAAAAUAAGUCUGUAUUAAACCUCUUUACUAGUAUUCGAUAA